CAGCAGUGUUACCUGCGCUGUGUUACCUGCGCUGUGUUACCUGCGCUGUGUUACCUGCGCUGUGUUACCUGCGCUGUGUUACCUGUGCUGUGUUACCUGCGCUGUGUUACCUGUGCUGUGUUACCUGCGCUGCGUUAUCUUCGCUGUGUUACCGUAUUGCGUUACCUGCGCUGUCACCUGCGUUGUGUUACCUCUGUUACCUGCGCGGUCGUACACCUCGUUCCAUACACGUAUAAAACGCCAGUUUAUACACGUUCUUCUCCGUUCUUGAUUGAACGACACAUCAAUGGACAAGAUGUGCAGACGUUGAGAUGCUCGUGUCAGACACCGUGCUGCUGCUGCUGCUGCUGUGAGAAACUCGCCCAGUCAACGCAGCUUAUAUCAUGCUGCUCCUUUUAAAGCCGAUGAACUGCACGAGGGUCAUUAAGGCUGUGUGUCACCUGUGUAUCAUCAAUCAAAGGUGCUUUAAUCCCUAAAACUGGGAUGAAAGAAAGCUCUUAGCAUAUAUACACUGAGAGGUAUGUACUUCUCGUGAAGUACAGAGUGAAGAUGGACUAAAUAGGGGAUUUGUUAGUUAAUCAGGUUCCUUUUCACUUCACUUGUGAAGAACAUCGAGCCAUUAAGUGAAUUUUAUUUCCAGUGGUGUAAGGGUCCCCAAUCACUUAAAGUGGAAAGAAGUAGGUGGUAAUGUUAUUUUCAUCCGAGUAAAGUGGUGCAGCGUAUCCUAGCAGAACAUAAGAUCCUCUGUGAUACUCUAAAGCGGGUUAGAAUCCACAACUCAAGUGUGAACUACUGCACGACCGGGAAAGUCUGUAAGUUUUGUGCAAGUGUAGGAUUUACGUACCUACAGAGAGCGUCAAGUGUAGGAUUUACGUACCUACAGAGAACGUCAAGUGUAGGAUUUACGUACCUACAGAGAGCGUCAAGUGUAGGAUUUACGUACCUACAGAGAGCGUCAAGACAAAAGUGACUUGGCUUGCACGAGACUGUUGUGUCAAUAUCUAAAGAAGUGGGAGCUACCGUCUCCUGCCUGAGAGUUACGUGUUAAGACAGUCCAUACUGAGGAAGUUUGUGAUGUGUUAAACUUUCUAGUAUUUGUAGGAGAAAAUCCUUGACAACAAUCCCACUCUUAAGAACCUGUAGGAGGGUGGUGAGGAAAUCCUUAAAGUCUCAAGUCAGCUAAAAAAAAAAAAAAAACUGUAGGAGGAGGUCGUUGAUGCAUCAAAACUGUAUCCUGUAGGAGGAAGUCCUUGGUGCCUCAAGCCUACUAAGAGAUCCUUUAAGAGAAGGUCUUCGACGCCUCAAGCCCGCUAGAAGUGUGGGUUGAUCGGUGAGGUUAAAGCUGGACCGUCAGGGCGAGGAGGCUGGCUUCUUGGCCCAUACUGGGUUCACCUCGCUCCACCAUAGCUUUCCUACGUCGCAAGUUAAACACCCUUCGUGACCCAGGAGGAGCUGAUGGCGGACGGACAAGCAUGACAGAGGGCUUAGCGACGCCCCUGCGCUCAGUGCUGACCUGCGCAGGCUGCUGUCGCAGGUUCGAUGACUCCUCCCACAGGCCCAAAUUCCUCUCCUGUUUCCACACCAUCUGUCUGGCCUGCAUACGCAAGGCCUUCUCUAGUGGCAAGGUCAAAUGUCCAUCAUGUCAGCGAGUGACGGAGACGAAGUCAGCUGACGCCCUGCCUGACAACACACAGCUGUGUACCAUCUUGCUGAACAUGUCGUCUCUCAACCUGCACGAGGUGGCCACCACCACGCCCUCCCGCGAUACCUGCACCGCCCACGCCGCCCGCAUCAACUUCUGGUGCGACUCCUGCAGGUUGCCUCUCUGCAGGGACUGUACAGUGUUGGCCCACCGUGAGUCCCAGGGGCACAAGGUGCGUGACCACGACCAGGCGGUGGCAGUGCUGCGGGCGGAGGUGCGGUGCACGGUAGGCGAGGCUCGCACCCUCCUGCAGGAGACGCGGAGGCUGCGGCACGACCAACGUAAGUACCUGCUGCGCCAGCUUGACGCCGCACGCGCCUACGAGAAGCAACUCAAGUCGGAGCUCAAGAGUCUGGACAACGAGAAGAAGGAUGAGACCCGUGGCCGCCUAGACCGCAUAGAGACCGACUCUGAAAUAGAGACUUCCCUGGUUGGUCUGCACGAGAUGGCUCAGCGAGCUGGCUCCAUGGUGAGCCGCCUCUCUCAGGACCUGGUCACGGCCAAGGCCGUCUUGGCCGACUCCUUUCUGACCCUGGGCAAGCUCAACCGCUCACAGGAUGACCUGGAUGCCAUCGACAUAAGGUCUGCCGCUAGUGGAGGAUCGGCCGAGGCAUCACCAGCGAAACUCAGUGUUAAUAUGGAGGCGGCAGCAUCCAGCGGCAGGAGCACCCCUGAGGGCCGCAGGUCCCCCAGCAGCCCCGCCCGCGGGUGUGUGGACCGUCGCAGCCACAGCCUGGCUGGCCACUACAGCAGCAGACGCCUAGCUCAUAAUGGCCGGGCCAGCAAGGUGGCCAUGUUGCGGCCUGCCCUCAGUCUGGAGGCACCUAUGCCCACCAUCCAACCACUCACCAGAGUCUACCUCGACCUCAACAUCGAGGGCAUCAAGCCAACAGCUCGUGUGGUGAUCGAGCUGCGACCUGACAUGGCUCCUCAGCUGUGUGAAAACUUUACGUUGUUAUGCACUGGGGCGCGAGGCUUCGGCUACCGUGGAAGUCAGGUGUUCCGCUGCCUGCCUGGCUGGUGGCUCCAGGGUGGUGACUUCCAGUCCAACGAUGGUGAAGGUGGUCGUGCUGCCCUUGGUGAUGAUGAACUCAUCAGCGCUGAGACCACAGACCUGGAGCCUCGUCCUGGCGCCGUGGAGAUGCUGUGUAUGUCAACCAAUGAGAAGGGUAAGCUGAUGGUUGGCUCACAGUUCUUCAUACACGUCAAGAAGUACAGUUACACCCACGUCUUCGCUUACGUUAUAGAUGGCCUCGAUCUAGUUGAUAAGAUGACGCAGCUGGGGGAUUCGACCCACGUCUAUCGUCCCACCAAGACCAUUACCAUAGCUGACUGCGGUCUCCUGGCUGCCUGAGGACCUGCACCAACACCCCGCCGGGUUGCUACUACGCACUCGUCCUCAUGCCGUCACGCCGAGUCAUCUACUGCCGCUGAGUUCCUUCCAACUUAGGUUUAGAGACACCAAGACAACUUGGCUCAUUCAGGCAUCAACAUAUACUUAAGAUUGUUUGAAUUGAUCAUGGUCUCGCGUAACUUGUCAUAAUCAUAACACUGGAGCUAGCCUACAACUUCCAUACUGUCCCUUUGUCAAGUAAUGUGUAACCAUGCCUGUCAUGUCCGCACCUUGAAGCCUCCCUGGCUCACGGGUAUCUUCGUGUUUCCCCAAGCUUCACAUUACUCACGAGUGUUUCACAUUCUGCCUUCCGCCUUUUGUUUGGCUUGCCCAGCGUCCUGCCUCUCAUGAUCAUUCUACAACGAAACUUACAUCUUUAUGAUUGCUUCCAACAGCGUCGCCGUCACCAGUGGAUGUACUUGAUCACUAAAGAAGUAUAAAUACUCUAUGACCUGACUGCUGCCUGAAACUCAGUGCAUAUUGCAAGUUACUCUCAUUAUCACUGCUUAAUUUUUCUAACUAAACAACACAUGCUGCUGACAGUCUCUUAAUUCCUGAAGGCUAAUUUAUACAACAUAUGUUGCAAUUUCCAUUACUUUUUGUUCUGUGGAAAGCAAACAAGACUUACUUCCUCAACUUCAACUGACAAGAACAUUCCUAAGUAUUGUCGUUACCGCUGCUCCCUUGAAAGGCAAUCAUGACAUUAAAAUGCUACUAAUAUUACUGCUGCUUCCUAAAAGUCAAUCAAAAGAGUGAAAACGUGCUACUUGCUGUGUGUAGAACAGUGAAAGACUGCCUAGCAAGUCUUUUUCCACCGCCGCUCCACCUGGUAGAGCCCUGAAUAUGGGCGCUGUAGCCGCGUAGAGCUCACAUUCUGAGCUGAGGCAUUCUUUUAUGCAACUUGUAGGUAUUUUUGUUGUAAAUAUUGUGUCAGAGCACGAAUUGUAUCGUUCAAUUAAAGUUUCUUCCGUAAAAAAGUACCAGUAGUAGAAUGAGAAAAAUCUUAACCGUUUCAACUUUAUCUCUUACAGUAAGUUUAUGUGUAGUUUGAGUUGACACAUGUCCUUACUGAAUCCAGUAGGACACUAGGCGGUGCCCUACUUAAACCCAGUAGAGGUCCAGUCGGUGUCCCGCUGAACUCAGCAGGACUAGCUGGUGUCUCAGUCAAGCCCAGUAGGACUAGCCGGCGUCUUACUGAACUCAGUAAGACUACAGCCGGUGUUCCAAUCGAACUUAAAGGACUCCAGCAGGUGUCCUAAUCGAACCUAAAAGGACUCCAGUAGAUGUCCCAUUCGAAUUCUUUAGGACCCCAGCUGGUGUCCUAGUUGUACACUGUAGGACUCUAUCCAGUGUCACUUUUCAAGUAAAGAAUGACCUCUCA
Cherax quadricarinatus is the source of this 4476-nucleotide messenger RNA. RefSeq lists its product as uncharacterized. The record is from RefSeq and is a predicted model, not a curated record. Gene Ontology annotation, molecular function: zinc ion binding; peptidyl-prolyl cis-trans isomerase activity. Lineage: Eukaryota; Metazoa; Arthropoda; Malacostraca; Decapoda; Parastacidae. Gene Ontology annotation, biological process: protein peptidyl-prolyl isomerization. Gene Ontology annotation, cellular component: intracellular membrane-bounded organelle.